Etheostoma spectabile (orangethroat darter) is the source of this 2847-nucleotide messenger RNA. Its product is annotated as neurofilament light polypeptide. Gene Ontology annotation, molecular function: structural constituent of cytoskeleton. Gene Ontology annotation, cellular component: cytoplasm; postsynaptic intermediate filament cytoskeleton; intermediate filament. NCBI's taxonomy places the organism in Eukaryota, Metazoa, Chordata, Actinopteri, Perciformes, Percidae. The transcript is spliced from 3 exons. The coding region runs from base 177 to 2393 and encodes 738 amino acids. The record is from RefSeq and is a predicted model, not a curated record. Gene Ontology annotation, biological process: neurofilament bundle assembly.
ACUGCUGUCUGCGACAAAACGUAGAGUAAGCUCUUAGUACACCAUCAGCUGAUGCUACACCUUUUCAGCACCGCGGACAGCUCCGUUCUGCACGCCGAGCGGAUGGAGACGGUUAUAAAAAGCCCGCAUGGAGCGUCUCUGCACCGGACAUUCACCACGACAGCCUGAGUCACAGCAUGGCUAACAGAUUCCUCUUUCAGCACACAAAUACUCAAGAUGAGUAUUUACAGUACAAGCCAAAACGUUCGGCAUUAGAUGCCAGCGUCGUGUCCACGGGCAUGAAUUUGACUAAAUCUGGGAAGUUUAAUGAGAAAGAAUUGAUGCAUGGCUUGAACGAUCGUCUUGCCGGAUUCAUAGAAAAGGUGCACCAUCUGGAGUACCAGAAUCAACUGCUGGAGAGAGAAAUCGGGGAAAUCAGAGGUAAAGCGAAACCCGCAUCUGGUCUGGAGAAAGAGUAUGGACCAGAGCUCAGGACACUGAGACAGCUGGUUCAGGAUAUUACUCAUCAGAAGCAUCAGAUUGAAAUCGAACAUCAGAAAUUAGAGGAAGAAGUGUCCAACCUGAGAAGACAACAUGAACAGGAAAAGCGUAGCAGAUCGGAUGCAGAGAGCAACAUUGUGCUCCUCAACAAGGACAUUAAUGACGCGUAUCAGGCUAAACUACAGCUGGACAAAAAAGCACAGGCUCUCGUGGAUGAAAUCCACUUCCUGAAGAGAAACCAUGAGGCCGAGGUGUCAGAGUUGUCUGACCAAAUCCAGGGUGCGCAGGUGACUGUCAAGGCGCAUGAAUUUGGCAACGCUAGCGUCACUGCGGCACUGCGGGACAUCAGGGCACAACUGGAAGGCCACACCGUGUCCGACGUCCAGCAAAUGGGAGAAACUUUCCGAUCCCAGUUUGCAAAAUUAACGGAGGCAGCUGAGAGCAAGCGAGCGGCGUUAAAAUCGACCCAGCAAGAAAUCCAGGAGCACAGGAGGCGCCUGCAGGCCAAGACCAUCGAACUGGACUGCGCUAAAGGCACAAGGGAAGCGCUGGAGAAGCAACUACAUGACGUUGAGGAUCGACACAAGGAAGAAAUGAUUCAUUACCAGAACACAAUCAAAGAACUUGAAAAUGAGCUCAUAAAUUGCAAAUUUGAUAUGUCUGGUUACCUGCGGGAAUACCAGGACCUGUUAAAUGUGAAGAUGGCUUUGGAUGUAGAGAUACUGUCUUACAGGAAACUUCUCUGCGGUGAGGAGGCUCGGCUAUCUGGAAUGCCAGACAGCCACGUCUCCCUGCCCUACAUCUACCACCAGUCCCCCGUUUACACCCUGCCCUACCUCAGCCGCCCGGGAGGCUCACACAGACGAGCUGAGCCCCAGUACAAGUUCGUAGAGGAGAUCAUAACGGAGACCACCAGGGAAAUUGAGAUGUCAGAGUUUGAAGAAACAGGAUCGGAGGAAACAGAGGUGGAAAAAGAUGAGCGGGAGUGUGCCAAAAGAGAUAAAGGGGACAGUGAGGAAGAGAACGAUAAUAAAGACAGUCGAGAGGACAAAGGUGAACAGAUGUCUGAUAGUGAGCAGAAUCAAGUAGCAUCAAUAGGAAAUUUAGUGAACGGAGGUGAUGGUGGCAGUCAUGGUGAGGUGGAUGAUGGUGAAGAAGAACAAAAAGGCAAAGGAGAGUCAGAGGAGGCUGAAGCAGCUGGCAAUGAAAGGGACCGUGACAUAGACAGAAUUACUCAAAGCAAACUUUUAUUGAGUGAGAACCUUGAUGAGGAAGGAAAUGGACAUCAAAAAGUAGCUGAAAACAUAAAAGAAGAUAAAGAAGCUCCAGUGAUGGUAACAGUUGAGAAGGAUCUAUCUUCAAAACCAGAUAAGUUAAAGCCAGAGGUCACUGUGGAGGAUGAACUUUUAAAAAAAUCAGAUAAAGGUAAAAACGGAGAUGCUGACAAAGCUAGUUUUAUCUCAGCUGAAGUGAUAAAGCCUGUUGACGAGACCUCGACCCAAGUGUCUAAAGUAUCAGCCAAAACUCAAGAGAUAAGCGGUGUUCAAGUACAAGGCAAAGUUCCUGCUUUAGAAAUUACUAAUUUUACAGGAGAAACAAAAUCCACUCUGUCUGUAGAGACAGACAAGCUUUCAGAAAAGGCUCAAGUGGCACUCAAGAGUGAGGAAAAGGAGGAGAACAGUCAUAAAGAGCCAAAGCGAAUCUUUAAAACUGAAGCUGCAAAAGAUGAGGAUAAAGUAGCAAAAGGCAUCCAAGAUGCCAGACAUGAUAGCAAUACAGGUCAAGGCAAAGCGUCUGUCCAAACUGUCUUACCAAAGGAAGAGACAACUGUCAAUGCAGAGAUCAAAGAGUUGCAUCAGGGGCCAUCACAAGGAAGCCAGGAUCAGAAAUCAAAGCUGUCUGAAGUUUCAUAGAAAAUAAAGGAUCCUUAAAGUAAAACUGAGAAGGUGGAGAGCAGUGAGUCAGGGAAGUGCAGUAAAAGCCAAACAGAGGGAAUAUCUGCUGAGGUAUAGGAAGCAAGGAUAAGACAUGUCCACCUUAAAUUUAAUGAGACAGCAGUUGAAUUGCAUUUACAUAAAUACACAUAUCAGGGAUCGUGAAGCUGAAAAUAGUAAAUGGCUUAACUAAUGCAGAUGCAAAUUCAAAGCAUAAACUGAGCCAAGCAAAGAGAAGGAAGCUAAUUUCUCUUCAGAAUGUGCAUUUGAAAAGGAGAGAGCAUGAUUCUUUUCAUGUUCGCAAACUGCUUUGCCUUUGAUUGUUUGACUUCUACAUUUAACUCAUGUAAUCAUGGAUGCGGUUCAAAUUGUUACUUUGCAAUUGUUUUUGCCUUGGUAUAUGAUGACAAAUAAAUGCAAUAGCCAAAAGAAA